CCUGUUCCGCCGGCCGCCGUGCGGGAAGCGUGGCCGCGUGCGAGGGGCCUGUGCCAGCGCCUCCCCCGCCUCCCAGCAAGAUGCCCCCGAAGAAGGGAGGGGACGAGGCCAAACCGCACCCCAUCAUCGGCAGGUUCGGGACGUCCUUGAAAGUCGGCAUCGUCGGGCUGCCCAACGUCGGGAAAUCAACAUUCUUCAAUGUAUUAACAAAGAGUCAGGCAGCAGCAGAAAACUUUCCUUUCUGCACUAUUGAUCCAAAUGAGAGCCGGGUACCUGUGCCAGAUGAAAGAUUUGACUUCCUAUGCCAAUACCACAAACCUCCAAGCAAAAUUCCAGCCUUCCUGAAUGUAGUAGAUAUUGCUGGUCUGGUGAAAGGAGCUCAUUCUGGCCAAGGCCUAGGAAAUGCCUUUUUGUCUCAUAUUAGCGCCUGUGAUGGAAUCCUUCAUCUGACAAGGGCAUUUGAAGAUGAUGAUAUCACUCACAUUGAAGGAAGUGUAGAUCCUGUUCGUGACAUUGAAAUAAUACACGAUGAACUUAGGCUUAAAGAUGAGGAAAUGAUCCUGCCAAUUAUUGACAAACUAGAAAAAGUAGCAGUGAGAGGAGGAGACAAGAAAUUAAAACCUGAAUAUGACAUAAUGUGCAAAAUCAAAACCUGGGUAAUAGAUGAAAAGAAGCCUGUCCGCUUCUAUCAUGAUUGGAAUGACAAAGAGAUCGAUGUGUUGAACAAGCACUUGUUUUUGACCUCAAAACCAAUGAUCUACUUGGUUAACCUCUCUGAAAAAUGCUACAUUAGAAAGAAAAAUAAAUGGUUGAUAAAAAUUAAAGAGUGGGUGGACAAGCAUGACCCAGGUGCUUUGGUCAUUCCUUUUAGUGGGGCCUUGGAACUCAAGUUGCAAGAAAUGAGUGCUGAGGAGAAACAGAAGUAUCUGGAAGAGAACAUGACACAAAGUGCUUUACCAAAGAUCAUUAAGGCUGGGUAUGCGGCACUCCAACUAGAAUACUUUUUCACUGCAGGCCCAGAUGAAGUGCGUGCAUGGACCAUCAGGAAAGGGACGAAGGCUCCUCAGGCAGCAGGAAAGAUUCACACAGAUUUUGAAAAGGGAUUCAUUAUGGCUGAAGUAAUGAAAUAUGAAGAUUUUAAAGAAGGAGGUUCGGAAGCAGCUGUCAAGGCUGCUGGAAAAUACAGACAACAAGGCAGAAAUUACAUAGUUGAGGAUGGAGAUAUUAUCUUCUUUAAAUUUAAUACACCUCAACAACCCAAGAAGAAAUGAAUAUCAUAUGUUGUUCAUUAAUCAGAAAUAAACUGUGCUGCUUCAAAAGGCAUAUGAAUUUUUAUUUAGACAGGAAUAUCUGAAAACAGAAAACAUACAGUAUAUAUCUAGGGAAAAAUCCCCCCCCAAAUUGAAAUUACUUGUUUGUUUUGAAUUAAAAUAUGGCACCCCCAGUGAACAUACAAGUUCACUAAAUGUGAACAGCUUUGAAUUUCAAACGAUUAAGACCCUACUCCAAAUUGUAGAAGCUUUUCAGGAACCAUAUUACUCUCAUGAUACUUCAUUAAUCUCCAUCAUGUAUGCCAAGCCUGACACGUUUGACAGUGAGGACAAUGUGGCUUGCUCCUUUUUGAAUCUACAGAUAAUGCAUGUUUUACAGUACUCCAGAUGUCUACACUCAAUAAAACAUUUGACAAAACCA
Messenger RNA from Gavialis gangeticus (Gharial), 1692 nucleotides. RefSeq names its product Obg like ATPase 1 (gene OLA1). Gene Ontology annotation, cellular component: cytoplasm. The record is from RefSeq and is a predicted model, not a curated record. NCBI's taxonomy places the organism in Eukaryota, Metazoa, Chordata, Crocodylia, Gavialidae. Bases 81 to 1271 code for a protein of 396 amino acids. The transcript has 11 exons. Gene Ontology annotation, molecular function: ATP hydrolysis activity; ATP binding; GTP binding.